UUCUUGCCUCUGACCGUCGAGACGAUGGAGCCGUCUCCUGAAUCCAUCAAGAAAGUUGUCAGGUUUGCAAGGGAAACUGGGGACUUGCAGACCCUUUCAGAUGUCGAUCUUAAACUUAUUGCACUGACAUAUAUGCUAGAGACCCAAAUCCACGGGACUAAUCAUCUUAGGGAUAGCCCCCCUCCACUUCAUGUGCUGAACGUGAAAAGCCUACCAGAAGCGCAAAUGCCUGGUUGGGGUAAUAAUGUGCCUAACUUAGCUGAAUGGGAAGCUCUUGAGCAGCUAACUGAAGGCGGAUUGAGCAAUGAAUCUCGGUUACUUCCUUUAAAGGACCUGAAUGGUAACAUUGUCCCGGAAAAUGGUUCUCUUUCCGAAAUGAGAGAUCAGGACGAAAAAGACCAGGCUGCUGGUAGAACAAGAAGGUUUACUUUCCCGAAGAAAGAGAUUAAACUUGAUGGAAAGAAGAUGGUAGCAGAUGGCAUCGAUGCUUCUCUUGGGGAAGACACUGAAAAUAAUGAUGAUUGGCGGCCUGCUGUUAGCCGUAGUACUCACAGGAGAUACCUGAGAAGAAAAGCAAGGCGUGAAUUAGCAAGCGCUUCUAAUGAAGAUGGCCAACCAUGUGAGGUAAUGGCAUGUGGGGAUACUUCAGUAACAGAAACUGAUGAUGUUCUGUCUGAAGAUGGAAAGUGUGAAGAUAAGCCUUCUGCUAAUGAUGAUACAGAGGGAAAUCUUGAAGAGUGUUGCAUUUCAUCUGCGCUAGAACAUAUGAAACUGGGUCAAGAUGUUUCUGAGCCUACUGAGGAGGUAAAAGAGCAGGACAUCACUGAUGUAAAUAUAGGAUCUGACCACCAGUUAAUUCUUGAUGGCACUUUAGAUGAUCUACCCGUUUCUCCAGAAGCAGAUGAGAACGAUCUGAACACAGAAGAAUUUGAUAAUUCUGAAAUAUCAAGUCAGACUGAUGGAAGUAUCGACACAUCUGCAGUUGAUGAUGCUAGUAGUGAACAGAGUUGGAUGCUUCGCUCCUUAUCUGACUCAAGUGUUGCUUGUGUUACUAGUGACUUUGCCAUGCAAAAUGUUAUUCUGCAGAUUGGCCUUCGUCUUUUGGCGCCGGGUGGGAUGCAAAUCCGUCAGUUGCAUAGAUGGGUGUUGAAAUGUCAUGCUUGCAACAAAGUGACGCAAGAAAUUGGACGAAUAUUUUGUCCUAAAUGUGGUAAUGGUGGCACCUUGCGCAAAGUAUCUGUGACGGUUGGUGAAAAUGGAGUUUUGCUAGCAGCUCGUCGCCAACGUAUAACUCUUCGGGGUACAAAAUUCUCACUUCCUUUGCCUCAAGGAGGAAGAGAUGCCAUCACUAAAGACAUGAUUUUGCGAGAAGAUCAACUUCCUCACAAACUUCUUUACCCAAAAGCAAAGAAGAAGACAAACAAGCAGGACCAGGAUUUCCUAUGUUCUGAUGACAUCUUUACCCACUGUGGCGAGAAGAGAGCUCCUCUAAAGCCUCCUGUGAGAAAAGCACUGGCAGUAUUCAGUGGAAAAAGAAAUCCUAAUGACAAUCAUUUCUCUCGUUCUAAGCAUUAAACUUCUUGGUUUCUUAUAUUAUUAUUUGUUUCCCUACUGUCAAAUCAAACAAGAGGAACUAGCAGGCAUUUUGUGAGUUGCUGUCAGUUGAAGUAUUCAUUCAUGCAGUCGUGUUUGAGUUUUCAGAUGGUAAGCCUCUGUAAUUCCUCUGAGCUUUUCUUAAAACAAUGCAUAUGAGAGUAAUAUCCUUACU
Molecule: messenger RNA, 1768 nt
Organism: Asparagus officinalis (garden asparagus)
Lineage: Eukaryota; Viridiplantae; Streptophyta; Magnoliopsida; Asparagales; Asparagaceae
Product: RNA-binding protein NOB1
Exons: 5
Biological process (GO): maturation of SSU-rRNA; ribosomal small subunit biogenesis
Cellular component (GO): preribosome, small subunit precursor
Molecular function (GO): RNA endonuclease activity
Source: RefSeq, a predicted model, not a curated record